AUGUCGGCCCCCAGCGCCCGCCACUGGGAGCAGAACAAGGAGGCCACCGUCUAUGUCGGCAAUCUACACGAGCGCGUAACACCGCGCAUCCUGCACGAGUUGAUGCUCAACGCCGGGCGCGUGCGCAACGUCAACAUGCCCGUCGACCGCGUCAACAGCCAGCACCAGGGCUUUGGCUUCGUCGAGUUCCACACCGAGGCCGAGGCCGACUACGCCCCCAAGAUCAUGAACAACGUCGGCCUGUACGGCAGCCGCGUGCGCGUCAACAAGGCCUCGGCCGACAAGCAGAAGAACGUUGAGAUUGGCGCCGAGCUGUUCGUCGGCAGCCUCGACUCGAUGAUCGACGAGAAGACGCUGUACGACACAUUUGGCCAGUUCGGGCCGCUGACGGUGGCCCCCAAGAUUGCGCGCGACGAGCACGGCCUGUCCAAGGGCUACGGCUUCAUCUCGUUCGGCGACUUCGAGUCGUCCGACGCCGCCAUUGCCAGCAUGAACGGCCAGUACAUGAUGAGCAAGCAGAUCUCGGUGCAGUACGCCUACAAGAAGGACGGCAAGGGCGAGCGCCACGGCGACGAGGCCGAGCGCAUGCUCGCGAAGCAGGCCAAGGCCCACGGCGUUUCCACUGCUGUCCAGCCCCUGCCCGCACAUCUGUUCCAAGCACCGACACCAAUGGUGCCGCCCGGUGGUCCUCCCAUGGGCGCCAUGGCAGAUCCGCGCAUGGCCAUGGGCGGCCCGCCGAAUGGGUCCGUUGGCUACGGACGCCCUCCCAUGGGCGCUGCCGUGCUCGCUCCACCACCCGCCGGACUGCCUGCGCGCCCGCCCAGCGGUGCCCCAGCCAACUUCUACCCCCCGCCCCCCGGCUUCCCAGGUGGUCCUCCCGUCGGUCCUCCGCCCGGCUUUGCUCCGCCCGGCUUUGGCCCUAGAUGA
This is a messenger RNA of Boeremia exigua, 927 nucleotides long. RefSeq lists its product as uncharacterized. Lineage: Eukaryota; Fungi; Ascomycota; Dothideomycetes; Pleosporales; Didymellaceae. The coding region runs from base 1 to 927 and encodes 308 amino acids. Gene Ontology annotation, cellular component: U12-type spliceosomal complex; nucleolus. The record is from RefSeq and is a predicted model, not a curated record. Gene Ontology annotation, molecular function: RNA binding. The transcript is spliced from 2 exons. Gene Ontology annotation, biological process: positive regulation of mRNA splicing, via spliceosome.